Messenger RNA from Pocillopora meandrina, 29225 nucleotides. Lineage: Eukaryota; Metazoa; Cnidaria; Anthozoa; Scleractinia; Pocilloporidae. The record is from the annotation of a GenBank genome assembly.
AUGAAUGGCGGUGCAAGCUGUCCUGGUAACGACACGGAAGUGACUAAAGCUUGCUUCACACCAUGUCCAGGUAAGUGAAUGCUUUCCUCAACAAUGACUUGAGGACAAAAUGUUUUCAGUUGCUAUAUUAUUCACUUACCUAUAUAUCAAUUUUUUCAUUAAUUAUUUCUAUUUUCAGUCAAAAAGUAAAAAUCUCCGCAUCAACUAAUUCAUUUCUUCAACUUUUUAUUUAUGUGCAGUGGAUGGUGGUUUUGGCUUAUGGUCAGCUUGGUCAGCUUGCAGUGAAACGUGUGGUACUGGUACCCAGUCUAGAAGCAGACUGUGCGACAGCCCUGUUCCUGCCAAUCAAGGUCAAAAUUGCAGUGGUGACUUCGAUCAAGCCAAAAGCUGUAAACUAACAUCAUGCCCUGGUAGGAAAUUUUAAACAAGUAAUGAGUUCAGCAAUGAGAAUAACAAACUUUCAAAAAUGUAGUGGAGCACUUUAUGAGAAAGUCUUACGAAAUGUCACGCCGGUACCAACAAAGUAAUAACCAAUCAGAUUGAGGGAGAUUACAUAUCGGGGUCAAAUACUCAAAUGUAACAAAUCCGCCUCCAGCAAAUCAUGUUCAUGCUGUCGUUCUAUAGAUUCUUAAAUAAUGAAAGCACACUCAUUUGCAAUACUUAUGAAGGAUUAAUGAAGAAAAAAGAUAAAAUUCCUAUCCAGAAUCCAUCUAAAAUACAAUAUGUUCAAAUCGGGAAAAAGUCAAAUCGAAUAACAAACUGCAGCUGCUGUACGAACAUAAAAUAAUCAUCUCAUACCUCGACUCGCUUGUCAAUUCUUUUUAAUGCUGAGCGAUAAAAAUAUUUUUCCAGGUGCUGUGGACGGCGUCUUUUCAACUUGGUCUGACUGGAGCACGUGCACAGAACCCAAGUAUUGUCUUCAAGGUCACAAGACACGAACUAGAACUUGUACCAAUCCUCCCCCAGCAAAUGGCGGAGACGAGUGUGUUGGCCUCGCACAGGAAAAUAAAGAUUGUCCCACACAGGCAGAUGGAUGCUCUGGUAAGAAAAAGUUCCAGUAUAUGAACAUCGAUUUCUUUUUACAGGGAUGAUCACAUAAAUACAACAAUCAAAAUACCUCAAUUGAUGUCAAACAUUGCAGACAAUUGAAAAAAUUAAAUCGGUAUUACUAUAAUACAAAGUUGAAGAGGUUUCUAGUUAAAUUUGGAACGAGUAAGGACAACAAAUACAUAACAAUUUUCACUAACUCUACCGGCUCGUGCCAUGUUUUUGAGUCUUGAGCUUACUCAAUCGUUGAAUCGUUACCUGUAAAAAUCGCAUCGCCACGAAAACUAAAGGAAAUAAGAACAGGACCUCUUAGAAGGGUAAAAAUGGCCUCGUUGAUAGUGCGCUGUGCCUCUUAUCGCAAGGACCAUGUUCGAGGUCUAGUCACUUAAUUUAGAAAGCGUUCCAACUUGCAAAGGCUUUCUCUGCACAAGCAUGAAUUGGUAUCAGAUGAGUGAGGAGACCUGCUAAGAUGCCGAGUAUAACAAGCAUUAGUUAGCAUUCUAACCAGGAAGGAGUAGGUAAGGGUACAGUCUUUCUGCCUUAGCUUAUCCCAGUCUGUGGCAUGAUGCGAAUAGUUGCUGUAGUGCUUCUCGUUAUGAAAAGGAUGCCAGUCCUUCUUUUGUUGCAGAGGUAUAGUCAUAAAGGAUGAGUUUUCACGAAGCUCAUUGAUAGGAUGCUCAAAAUUCAUUGGGCAUCUUUCGUGUGAUUGCACCUGACCCGUGGAAUAACACCUAGAGGCCAACAUAUCAUAUGAAUCCAUAACUCUCUUCUUCUUCCGGUAAUAUGUUUGUUACUUUUAUUCUUUUCCAUAGUGCCUCAGCCGGACAAACCAGACAAAACAGCAGCAGAUCCAAAUUCCUGGAUUGGUCUCGAAUGUACGGCAACGGAAAAAUUCUCAGCUACUGGAGCUUACAAACAAAACGUGCCUUAUGCUGUAUAUUCGAGCUUUUCUUUCAUCAAAUCUGAGCUGGAGAGUGGAUGGUUUGCAAUUCUAAUCGAGCCGGACGACAAGGAUGAUUAUGGAAAGAAAAACCUCACCAAGGUUUGUGAACUGAUACACAGAAACAAGGGUUACUGGUUAAGAAACCGAUAGGCAUUAAACUACGGGUCGAUUUAAGUAUUUUAUUUAAAAAUGAGUGGCACGUGGAUUUUGUAUCCCUAGGGCUCAGUUAAGCUUUUGGGUAACCACUUUAAUAGCCACUGAAAGCACGUCGCAUACGAUCCAUUUUAGCGAGUUAUCCAUUUCUAGGCUUCUCUAAUGGAGUCAGUUCAAAAGGAUGAAAUUGUUUUGAUUGUCACGCACGCUCAGUCUUGAAAACAUUGUUAACUAUGAAUUCAUUUUUUCAUAAACCAUUCCUCUUCCCUUGACAGGUGUGUUUUGAGACAGUCGACCCGGUAACCAUUAAGAAGGUCGUCGACAACAUAGCAACCUACUACGCUCAAACCUCCGCUAUUCCAGGUUGGACCAAGACCGAUCAGGCAGAAAACGUCUUAGGUUUUUCUAUCUGGAUAGAUGAGGCGCAAGCGCUAAGAAAAUACGAGUUUCAGGUCGAUAGAUCAGCAGAAUACGUGCCCAUUUCCGGUUAUAAGAUGACGGAUGUCAGGUUAGUGCCAACGGAGUAACAUUUCAAACAAAUAAAAAUGAGGCUUCUUCGACAUUUUCGAGUAAAAACUAGAAAAAAAGGGAUGAAAGUCGAGCAGAUCGUGCCAUAAUAUUUGGCACGUUUUGAAGAUAAUGAAUCAGUGCUGAGGAAGUGCUCAAGUAUGUUUGCUGUGUUCCUGGAAUUUGAAGAUUAUAACCCAUUUCCACCCAAACAUCAGUAUGCAUACUCUCCAUACUAUUCUCCUUAGAUUUCCUAUGGUAAUGAAAAGAAGAAUUUGUUUAACAUUCAAGAGCUUCUUGAGUGGGUGGUCAUUUUCUGUAUUCUCAUAAAUUUAAAGUUUGAUUCAUUGGUGAUAAUGUAUUGAGAAAUUAAAUGCUAGUCACUGUUGGGCUUAAAGGGUUGACUCAUGAAGUGUAAACCUUGGUGCAUAGUUUGUACCUUGGUUCUGCUCUACGGAUGGAUGCAUCUCAUUCAUUCUUGCUUGACUCUCAGGUUCUCGUACUACACAGAAGGAAACUCUCAGACAUUUAAAGCUAAGGGUAGCUACACGCUGGAUACAGGAAAUGUUUUUGACACAGAAGUGAAGAAAGAUGUCAAUAGUGGUUCAGUAUACGCCAAAGGAAAGGCUGAUUCUGGUACAUUUAUGGACAUGCUGUCAUCAUUUGGUAUCAAUCCCAAUUCUCUUCCAGAUUUCUUCGUCAAUGCCCUAAAGUACGUUUCAUUCAUACUUCGACCGUUUUCUUUUCUUUUUUUUUUGAUAAAGGGGAUAAUUUGCUGAAGAACUGUUGUGCUACGUCUGUGGGGGUAUAACAAGAGAAAUUGGUUUUACAAACUGAGUUGAUAACGUACAAUCCACCAUUAACAAUUUCUAAGCUGAUGUUUCAGGCGUUAGCUCUUUGUCAGAGCCCUUUUUUAGUUACGUAUAUUUGGCUGAUUUUCAUCAUUUUCUUUUGGCAACUGCACGCCUUAAAAUCCGAGAAUAAAAUGAAAAUAUUCAUCUCUAAUACGCCGGUAUCACAAUACAUGUGAGUUAGGCACUAAAUAUCGCAAGAAAUGUUACAUGAAACCAAGAAAGAACCUGUUUAUCGGUGCAUCUCAACGUUUGGAGUGCUUUCACUGCUGAUUUCCUUUCCUUUUUGCAAAUCUUUUUUUUUUCGCGUAAAGGGGAGCAGGAUUAUGGGAUUUUACCAUGAAGCCUGUGGAGUUGCUCAGAAAAAUUGACAAAGUCGGCGUAUAUCGGUUCACUGGAUCAAUCGACGCCGGCGGCGUGCCCAUUCACGUCGAGGUCAUCACAGGAUACAGAUUUGGAAGACCAACGUUCGCUGUUGGAUUUUCAUUUGAUAGCGAAUCAUUUGGUGCAUUGUCCGAAAAACUGUCAGGAAUUGGAGUAGAUUUUCUCGAUGCCAUUGGAUUGGAGCUACAGGUAAGCUUAGUCAGAAUAACUAUGUUCAGGAUAUCAUACAACUCCCGCCAACGCUUUUAGGAUCUAUUUAGACAAUUUGGAUACUUCACUCGUUUUGAUGCUCCAAGAGUAACCGAGUCAUUAAGGGUUUGUUCUUGAUUGUCUUAAAAAUUCGAGUACGGACGAUGACAUCAAUAACAACUGCAACGACAACUACAGCAAUAAUAACAACAACAACAACAACAACAACUCAGUAACCAGACCACACACUUAAGAAGUCCUAGAAUAUUAAUCUAAUUCAAUCAAAAAGGCAGCGCGCUUCGAAUUGAUACAGUUAAAUCUAUGGUGUCCUAAGUCGCUGAAGUAGCAAAUUAAGGACGAUUUUCAUACUUUUAGGUUAGUAUUUGAAAAAUCACAACGCUGCUGGCUUAACAAUUUCACACAGUAUUUACUCUCUAGUGAUCAAGAAUAUUCCUUCAAACCCUGCGUCUUUUAGUCAUAAAAGCAGUUUUCGUUAUGUCCGCGUUCUUUUUUUUUUUGAGUAAAAGAAAAGCAUAGCACACAUUUCAGUUCCUACGAAGACAAAGAUGAUUACUGAUGCAAACUCCAAAGAGGAAAGGAAUUCAAAACACGCUGUUGAACUCGUUGAUGGAAAUUAAGGGGGUAAAAUAAAAUCGAUUAAAAAAAAAUGACCACAUCCAUUUUGAAUGGUCUUUUCUGUUGUAACCUUGUCUUUGAUUCAGAAGCACUGCAUUAUUAUUAUUACCUUUUUUAUCGCCAAGUUCAUACUUGAGGUAACCAUAUGAAGCAUUGAUUUCCUAUCCAGUUGAUAGAAAUGUUUCCUUCCUUCAGAUUGGAGUAUCUUUUCACCCAACUGAGGAGAUAGGAUUUCAGCAAAUCGUGACAGACGACGAGACUAAGUAUUCCAAAGAGCCCCUCCACACUCAAGUGACAACCACUGUUCCAAAAGGUUAGUACUACCUACAAGAGCCAUUUUCAAUCAUAUUUUCAAAGUAAUCCGUUGUAUUUUUGUGAUUAUGGUCCACAAAUCUCACGCCAUUCUCUUACCAAAUCAGACGCAAAACCAAAAUCAAUCAUGACUUUUCCUGCGUUUUUGGUGGUUUGCCUAUUUUUAGUUUGAGAGCUCAUUAGUAAAUAAAGAUGUAAACCUUUGUUAUGGUUGUCCGUCGUGAUUACUUUGGUUUUGGUUUUUCGAUUGUCAGUUGAAAACUGCUCUUCAAGACUUCUAGUCUAAGAUGUGGUAAUUAAACCUUUACAUCUAUCCACCACUUCCUUCUUCCUCAAAUCUCAGAGGUGAUUGACGUGAAACGAUAUUAGUUGCAUGGAGCCCAAACUGAGGCAUUAUCGUUUUUCUUAUGCUGGAGUCACUCCCAAUGUGAAUUCGAACCAUAGUGCCGAGUUAUUAACAUUGUGAAAAGGACGAUGACUCUUCUUAACUGAUGUAUUUACCACGAUGAAUACCAUACUCUUAGUUAUGUGAUUUAAGUUUGUCCCGCUUGGUUUUUUUCUCUAUUUUUGUUCCAUUCCUUACAUGUGUUUUCGUUCCAUUCUUUUUUAUUCAAUGCUAAUUAAUCGGGGCAUUUGGUAUCACUCACACAUUGCUAAUAUUUUAAAAUCUAUCUUUACAGGGAUCUUUGCAGCAGCACAGCUGGUUCUACCGAAAGAUUGCAAAAGUAACAAAAUGUGCGAAAUCUCUAAGAUGAUCCUAGGCCCCACAGUACAGUUUUACAUCACUGGUCAGUUUGAGUGGAAGAAAAUACGAAUAGCCACAGGCUUUGCUAAUAUCCGACUUUGGGAUGGGCUUUACUUCCAUAAGCUAGAACUCUACGUAGAGGUAAGAACUGACCUUAAAUAAUUUUGUAAAGUUCAAACAAAAUUGUUCUAUGACCGACAUAUCUAUAGAGAAUGCUGCUGUAUUGUUUUAUACAAACGUAUCAGCUAAAAAAUCCAUCCCAUGGCGGACACCCAGGGUCAUCCAUUUGAAUCGAAUGAUCAAAUGCAAAAAAAACAACCAUUGGUCUUGAAAUGAAUCUGCACCAAGGAUUAAAAGGAGUUGUGAUUCGCCGGUUUCUCUUCGUUUUAAUUUUUCGUUGUACAUGUAUUUUCAUUUUUUAGGCAGAUUGGAACGAGACAACAAAGCAUAUCAAGUUGGGAUUCCGCGCGGAUAUUAAAGUACCUGUAAAUGGGGAAAUUGAACGUGACGGUAUCAUAGCGCCUAACAACGAACUGUUUUUGUUUGGUGUAUUGGAAUACGACUUCUUACAAACACAAGUUGCUGGAAAGCUGGGAAUGCGUGGCAUGUGGAGAAAAGCUUACACCAUUCCUUGGCUCUCAUUUGGAAACAUCUUCGUUGGGUAAGUUGUAUUGAAAAAUUAAUUACUUUUGAUGGAGCCAGCUAUGCUUGGCAGUGAGAAAAAAAAUCACUUGUAUGCUCCCAGAAUGGUUACAUCUUUUUUUUUAACAACGACCACAAUCUGCAUAUGAGAAUCUAUCCGACUAUCGAAGUUAUUGCGUUCAUACAGGAUAUCCUUAAAAUCUUUCGGUAAAAAAACCUACAAAGCCACAAAAACGCUCAUGGCGUGGAAACCUACACCCUAAAUGUUUCUUUAGUGGUGUUCUAAACUGUAUGCAAAUACAGCAAAUUAUUUAACGACCGAGGAAUGAUAAUGAGAUAAGUGAUAAGUUUAUUAUUACUUUUCACCCAAACGUGGGACAAAGAAGAAAGGUCUUGGCUUCCCUCAAGACAUCGCGUCUUGAUUUCGCGAUCUCAUAUUCGACCCUUGAGCGCCAGACAACUCGAUUGUGAGUUAAGCCACUGUAACGUAGUUCCUAGCAAGCGUUCGGCAUACUCUUAGGAGCAGAAACAUUGAAAUCAUCAAGUGCGCAAAUAGAAUAGUUUCCUUAUUUGUAAACUGGCUCACCUAAUCUCUGGUAAUCCCGUUCACUGACCGUGAUCUGCAGCGACAAAAGUGUUACUCCACUGCCUGCCUUUGGCCAGUUGUUUUAAUGCCUUUCUCUGCAAGUCUCAGUAGAGUGCCAACAUGUAUUUUUUAACCAACCAUGCUAAAGCCAGCCUAAGGCUGUCAAGUAAAAUGAUCUCGUGGUGUUAAAAUAAUUUCCCCCAAUGUUACUUCCUCGCUUAACUAGAUCGCCUCGGUUGUUCUUUGUUUUCUUAUGAAGCCCAGCCUGCUAUGAACAGCACUCUUUGAUUUCGAUCGGUAGGUUGACGUAUAAGGUCGGCGCGCCAAUACCCGUCACUGGUGUACAGUUUGGAGCUCGAGUCGAAUUUGGAGUCGACUGUCUGAUACCAGCGGAUUUUAACAACGACGUAAGUAAAAUACAUAAGAGUGUACACAAUUUCCUCAGAGUCUUUACACAAUUUGAAGCUAUACUCUUUUUCUGAGUAGACAUUACAAUCUUUCUUUAAAAAAACUAAAAAAUUUCGGGCUUCGAUGGCAUUCGACCAGGUGCCUCCAAGAGACAAAAUACACACUGUCACCAAUUGUGCCAGGAAGCAGCGAGAUGGCAGUAGACCCAAACUGGUAUUGAGAUGUACAGGUUCGAAUCCCGUCAAAGCCUGAAAAAUUCAGGCUUGUUCGCAAAACGCCAAAAAUCAAUCCCAAAAGCUGGGUCAAUUGUCCGAGAAACAGGUUUCGUUUCAUUUUGUGAAAUAUCGUUAAAAAAACAUCUGUUAUUUGACGAUAUGGUUUGAAUAUUUCCAACACAACCAUUGGCUACUCCAGAUUCAAAUAAUUCAUAUUUUGUGUAUCACUUAGGGUCACUGCUUUGGUGGUAGCGCAUACAUCGGUGUCGGUGAACCACAGUUCUUCUAUGCAUCUAUUACCGCCCUAACCUUGGGAAAGAUAAUAAGGCUUCUAGGGUUCACCUUUCAACUUCCACCCCCAGUCGCAGAAUCGGGUUUUCCGGAAGGAGCUGAGGUGAGUCGACUCAUCUAAAAGAAGUUUUAUAAGGAUAUUUCGAGUAGAUUCUAUAGUUAUAGAUUUUGCAAAUCGCCUUCAUUCAUAUUUUGUCCGUAGGAAUUAUUGUUUCGUCUAAUUUCUCCAAAAAUGCUUUGUUUUAUUAUUAACUAACUUAAUUUUUUGGUAUAACUAGUUGAGUAGUUUAGACUUGUUUUAUCAUUUGAAACGCAACGUUUUCCUAUCAUUCGAAAAAAGAGUUAAUUUUGAGUCUGAGCAUAAUGGCACGACUUUAACAACUUUUUCAUGAAUCAUAUUCGUUCACAAAGGAAAUAUUUUCGUUUAACCCCGCAAACAGCUGACAGCAAACAGCAAGAAAUUAAAUUCCUUGCCUGAAAACAUUUGCUCAAUUGACACUUUCGACCAAAUCAAAGUAAAGUCUCAGCCAAUGACCUUACAUUGUAUUAUAGGUUGAUGAUGAGAAUUCAGUUUUAGAUUAACCCUAUAUAAAUAGCUCCCAUGAGUGAUCAAGACAGAAUUUCUCCUUAAAAUAUCAAUACAGUGUCGUGUAAACCAGUAAUAAGAACAAAGGAAACUAUAAGUUGGGGGAUUAUUGGUUGAUCUGAGAAAAACUUCGCCAAACGAUCAUCAUAACAAUUGUAUGGCAGACAGUAAGGAGAAUUGCUGAAAACAUCUUGGGAGUGAAAGGGAUGAUACCCCAGUAAACGGUCAUUGUUAAUACAUUAAAGCAGAAGUAUAAUCAAUCUGUGAAAUUUCAGUGCGACGUUUCAAUAUUUUCAGGGUUCGUAUUCUACCGCUGACGUUGAUUUGCGUAUCGCUGGUGGACCAUACAUUUACGAAGGAUUCAUGAUCAAAGGACGGGUCAACAUCCUCGGAUGGGAAAUAUACGCUCACGUCAAAUUGUCAUCAAACGUUAGUUAAUUAUUUCUUGAUAUUAUUUAUUCAUUCGCGACAUUUAGACAGGCUGGCCCAGUUCAGCUUAAAGCUGUGUUAAAUAGGGGCCUAAAAAUAACAAAGCCAAACCACAACACCAGGAGUACGUUUCAGAACCCUUUGCGGGAGGUGGUAGGUUCAUUUACGUCCCAUGCUAACAAGUACAGAGAACAUGAAGGCAAAGGGGCUUAAAGUUUAUCGCAUGGCAGUCAGGCGCUCUACAAGAAAACCAACUAUUUAAGAUAACGAAGAAAGAAGACUAAAAAAGUUUAUACACUUAUACCAGUACUGCGCUUUCAAGAUAACGUAGAAAUUUGUAGACUAACUUGUACUUUCGAAAUCCGGCACAUGGAGGAUAGAACUUGUUUCAAUUUUUCCUAAGGUGCUCCUUGAAGAUUUCUCGGCUCUACUUCCACCGAGCCUCGUUCCAUAACCCUAAAGGAAAGAUUAAAUUGGAUGUUAGCAUGUUUUUUGCUAAAAAUCUCGUUCACACGAUUUUUGUACAAAGAGAUCUUCAAAUUCUUUCUUAGGAAACUUUCAACUUCCGUUUUCUAUAUAUCAAAUACCCUUUGCCAUAUUAACUAAGGUUAGAGUAUUGUUCCAGGUCGUUUUUGUGGACUUGAAGCCUGACCCAAUAGAUUUCUUCGGUAUAGCUACAAUAACUCGCAGCCCAUCAGACAGCGAAAAUGGACCUUGGUUCUAUGUGGAUGCCAGGAAGAAUCCACCUUUUAUUGAGGUAAGUACUUUCUCCAUCACGAACUAAGGGCCAGAUUAUUCAACAAACUUCGGCCUUUAGCCAAACAGUUACACAAACGAAUGAAGGGGGGGAGGGGGUAAGUAUCUAAAGGAACUGUGGUGCUCAGUCGGUGGGUGAUAUUACAAGAUAAAUAUUUUCUAUCAGCUGAAUUGAUAAUGUAAACUGGCUGCUGUAAAGACUUUCUAUAGCUGACGUUUCUGCUUGAUCUUUUCACGCAGGCGUAUGUCGAGGGUUACACAUCGAUGUUGGGAAUUUCAACUUAUUGUCGCCUGAACCUAACAAUGACUCGCAUGGAGCUGCUGAUCCAAGGAAAUUUCCUGAACCUUAUAAAAGCGGAAGUAUUUUUGUCAGCAAGUUACUCUUUAAGCUUCGCUUCGGCCUCGUUUUAUGUUAGAGUCACAGUGGACUUGAGCGGAAUUAACGAUGUAAGUGGCAUUACUCCUCACCUAAUCUGUAACUUGUGCAUCGCACUAUAAAAAUGUAAUUUUAUUUGUUUGCUAUUCAGGAUUUUUUGUAGAUUAAAUAUUUUAAUCAGGUCAUAGGUUCAAACCAUUAACAUGAACUGUUACACUACUUUGACUUAAGUGGGAGACGCGACCUUAUAGUUCCUGCGCUGGAGUGCGAGUUGAGAGGUCUGGGUUUGAGACCUGGCUGGUUCAUUGUAUUGUGUUCCAGGGUGAGACCCCUAAUUCUCAGAGUGCUUCUCCUUACCUAAGAGUAAUACUGGGUUCUGACGAAUUGUCAGGAAAGCCUGAUGAAAUUCUGUGGCCCUAACCUUGUCAUUCCAUCAGCAGUGGAAUAGUAUUACACAAGGCGCUAAAUGCUAUUGAAACUCAGAUAAGCUCCGGUUGGAUGAGUCACUCGGCUGCAGUAAGACUUAACCUAAAUUUAGUUUAACUUACGCUUCAUCAGCCCAUGCUCAUUAGUUGCAAUCAUCUGUCAGGCUUUAGACGCAGCUGCCAAAUCAGUAAAAGAAGCCUUCGAUGCAGCAGAGAAAGCUUUAGCUGAUGCCAGAAAAUCUGUUGUCGAGAAGAAAGAGGAAUGUAAAAGAAAAAUGUCUCUCAAAUGUGACAACUGUAAAAGUCUUAAAUGCAAACAAGCUGAAAAAAAUUGCAAAGGAUUUUUGGAUGAGGCAGGCAAAUGGAUCGGCGGGGUUGUUGAUGCUGCCGGUAAGUUCAGUUCAGAUAAAAUUUAGAUUAGGAAUGUAAAAUAGCACUUAUCAGCUGCUCUCCUUCAUGUAAAAGCUUUACUAAAGCAACUUUUUCAUUGUUAUUAUUAUUAUUAUGAUUAUUAUUAUUAUUAUUAUUAUUAUCAUUUUUAUAAUGCAAACACCAUUUACGAUAAAAUAUAACUUAAAAUACCAGCAAUAGUACCAAUACUUACAUUCCUUUCUUCAUUCUUAUCAUUCUUAGUUCAAAAUUACAUUACAACAGUUAUAUUCUAACCCUAAAUUAGAGCAAAUACGAGAACGCGCACAACAAGUUUCACCGGUCAGCUCUUUAACGUGGACACAGGCUUAGGUUUCGAUAUCUACAUCCAAGCCCAUUUUUUUAUCUUCUAGGAAAAUGGGUUAAGAAGACUUUCAAAAAGAUUGGCAAGGCUUUGGCCCCGGUGAGUAAUUGUAACUGUUGCCUGGGUUUCUAAUUAAUUGGUUGCUGGCUAUGAAAGUGCUUCUUCUCACAACACAUUUUAACCAAGUUAUCUUAUGAAUUUUUGAAACUUUGAAACUCAAUUGCCAUAGCAAUUCUUUUAUCCAUUAUAGUAAGUUUCUCUUCAUCGAAAAGGUAAGUUAACUUACAAUGGAACGAGUGUUUAAAUAUGAAGAACACAGUCUCGCGGAAACGUCAUGUGACAGGCAUCUAAUACCUCCCACAAAGGAAGUCAUAGGAUCUCAUAAUUACAUGGUUGUAGUUCUUGGUCUGACAAGUUAUGAAUGCUUUUUGAACGCGUCGUUAUAAAUUUAUUGGUAUUGAAUUAGGCUAUAAUUAUGUCAUAUCUGUUCAAAUUAGGUUGGAAAGGCGAUCAAAAAAGUGUUCAAAGGUUGGAGAAAGAAGCGAGAGUUGGAUAACAUUCGUAAUGAACAGUUCGCCAUCCAUCUUCGCCGUCGCCGGUUUAUCAGCAAAGUUAUUUGCGAAGGACUCGUUGGUGGUGGAUGCUCAGGUUGGUGGUCUUCUCGUUAAAGCAGUAGACACACAUGUGCAUUAAAGAUUUGGUGUCUCGGGUUAUUGUGUAAGAAGACGUAGCAUCGACGAAUCACUAUGAACAGGUUAUUUACAAGAGGUCUGGCCCAAAUUGUGGUUUUACGCAAGCGGUGGGCUUUACGUAUUCUCUAUGAGAGGGUUGUUCUCAUUAAAUGAUUGCCCUUCCACUGCCAGCUCUCGGCCCUCUUGACACUUCAAAAAAAAUUAAUGUUCCGAUAAAAGAUUCAGCUAACUUCAAGAUAGUUUAAAACGCGGUUUUGUCAACGACAUUUGCUGAAUCAAACUAUUUUUCACGAUCACAACUGCUUUCUGUUGCCAGCGGUUUCAAGCCUGUGCGAGGGAACAUGCAAACUAGUGGAACAUUUAGCAAAGGGUCUGUGUAACGUGCUCGACGUUGCUAUUGGUUUUCUGAAGUUGACUGAGGCUGCCACUAGAUGGGUCGGAAAGGCUAUCAAUUUCAUUUUAACGGCAUUUAGAGUAAAGAGGUAAGAAUGGUUUCCAAUGCUAUAGUAUCCAUCUGUCUAUCUAUAUAUCUACCUAUCUACCUACUUAUCUAUAUAACUUUUUAUCUAUCUGUCUAUCUAUCGAUCUUUCUACCUGCCUAUCUGUUUAUCUGUCUAUCUAUCGAUCUAUCUGUCUAUCUAGCUGUAUGUUUGACUAUAUAACUUUAUAUCUAUCCGUCUAUCUAUCCAUCUUUCUAUCUGUCUAUCUUCUAUCUCUAUCCAUUUAUCUAUCUAUCUAUCUGUCUAUCUAACUUUGUAUCUGUCUGUAUCUUUAUCUGUAUGUGUCUGUUUACCUUGUCAUCUCUUUAUUGAUUUAUUGAACCAUUAGAUCAUAAUUUUCGACGUUCUCAAUCAUUUAUCUCCUCACUUUUAUACCCAUCAGUAUCUUGAUUGAAUUUACACUGUCUGCUUACGCCUCGGGUGGAUAUCCUGACAUGAUAUUCACGGCCGGUGUUGACUUGGUCAUAUUUGGAAAGGAUCUCUUCCUUGCUGUUAGCUUCAACCUUCGAGAUCCAGUGGGAAGCCUAAGGGCGACAUCUGAUAAAUCAACAGAAUGGUACAAAGACAAAACGAAUCAGAAGGACGCCACAGACACUGAGACAGACUAUUACAACUCCCCGAACCCGUUUGUUGACCUCGAAAUGUCAGGUGUGUACUCGUGGAUUUAAUUUUACCCUUUUGGACCAUAAUAGUGACCAGUACUUUAUUCCUCUAUAUAAUCAAACAUUAAAGCCACGAAAUUAAGUAAAUGAUCACCAACCAAAGACGCUCUUGAUUAUUGAUCAAAUUCUCCUUGUUAGCAUCUUAGAAAAUGUAUAGAGAGCAUUAUGGAGAAUAUGCAUACUGAUGUAAGGGUGUAAAGGGUUAACUCUACAUUUUACACGACUUCUCUUCAUGUACAUCAAAACUUAAAAGAAUCCCAAGUUUCGUUCGUGAAAUGUUUGAAAACAAAUGAGAACAUGCCACUAGCCAAUGAGAUUUAAAGCUACCUUGCAAACAUAGAAAAAACUCAAAAGAGCAAAUUGCCUAGGUUCAUCUUGAAAACUAAAACAGAAGAAAUUAAACGUUCUAGAGGAUACGUCUUCGUUAACCAAAUUAAUAGACAAAACUUGCCAUGCACUAUAAUGUGGAAAAUUUAGUUAGCCAUCCCUGCUCGUUAUCCAUCAAUUACUUACCAAGUCCUAUGUUUCCUAUCCUUCCCAGAGCAAUUCUUGAUCGAAAACCAGCAAUCAGCAACUGAUGAUAUUUUCGGUCCUUGUUUGUACGUGGACUCAAAGGACGAUGGUGCCCUUAUCAAAGUAACGGGCUGCAACGAAACUGAUGAGAGACAGAAUUGGGCUUAUACCCUUAAAGGACAAAUCCAGGUUUGUAGUCUCGCAUUGCGACUAUAAACUUAAUACUCAAAUACUCCUUCAAUGUCUUCAAUCAGAAUUUUUGGUAUGUUUUUUCAUAGUUAGCAGGGAUGACUGGCUAAGAAAUCUGUUAAAAUUCAGAGACAAAACAACAUUGUCAAAAUCUAUAUCGGGAUAUUUCUGACCAAUCGCAUUAUUUGUAGUUUACUUUUGUGUUCUAUCAUUCAUCUCGACUAAAUAUGAGUAUUUGUCAGUAAAAUUGACUUAAUGUAUGCUGUUAGCACCUUGAUUAUUCAUCAUGAAUUGCAUUUUCGCAAUUUUUGUUUACUUAAUAGAACACUUGGUCUGAUUUGUGUAUCGAUACAAACGGAGCCUCUCAGGGAUCGAAGCUGAUACAAACUAAAUGUGACCCGGCCCAAGACGAUCAGAAUUUCCAGUGUGACUUGGCAGUUAGAAGUAUCAAAAGACGAAGAGCUAAUCAGUGCUGGACUCUCGGUAAGUGACAUACUAAUUCAACUGAAACAGCCGCGUGUCUAAGGAAACCUCCGUUGAACGUUUAUUAUAUAGCUUACAUUUGGAGACAGAUGCACAGAGGAAAAUCUUCCCAACACAACGGGUUUCCAUCCACUGUGAAAGAAAAUAAAAAAAAAUGUUUUUCUCAACCCACCGUCCAUGCCGUAACCCGAUUAGCUCUUGCGACAGAGCAAGAUGUUUCGAAUUUAAAAUGACUGAGCAGACUUGAUAUGAGUUUCCUUUCCGAAAAAACUUUCUCCAGAAUCAAGACACGCCAAGGGCUAUAGGUCGUAAGGUUUCGUCUCCCACUUAUCCAUUGUUCAGGAGGGGACGUUAACCGAAAGAAUUGGAAGUUAAACUAAAGUGUUGUUUCCAAUACCGCUUCUUCAGGUUUGGUCUUCGCUAAAUUGGGCUAUGCUUACUAAAUCAAAGCUACACAUGUCUUACUUUCUUUAUUUUAUUUUCUUUAAUAUUUAUUAAUUAUUGGUUUACUUAUAUGCUUAACCACCUUUUGUUUUUCGAAGGCACCACGAGUCUUGACGGACCAGGUUCGUUAGUUCACCUCGGUUCACUCAAAUGCAUCCACCCAAGCGGUGGUGGAACUAAUGUUGUUGAAGGAAACAAGCUAGUGAUCUACGCUGGAUGCAGUGAGAGCAGGUGAUAAUUUUAUCUUUUUUUUUAUAGCUCAUAAAGCUCACACGUCACAAUCGGAAGCGAGCACAGCAAAACUGAAUUAUCCGCGAAACACUAAAAGGAAAUUUUUAAACUGACGUAAGCCAGAAGAGCCUUAUCUUAAUCACAGAAAUAAAAAAUCACUCAAAGUUAGUUAUCUCAGCUGGGCACCGCUGGCCCCCAGCCCCUCCCCCAAAAUUCUGAAGAUACUGGUACUACGCUCAUCAGGAAAAUAUACAACCGGCGCAGGAUCAAUUGUUUUCAAGCGGGUUCAAUCUGCGUUAAAUAUAAAUGUUUAUGUUCUUUUACCAGAUUGGAGUUUGUUUUAGACAACGGCAAUCUUAAACAUACCCUGAGCGGGAAAUGUGUGCAGCCAAUGGGAGCAAUUGCAGAUGGUGUGGCCCUUGGUUUAUAUUCAUCAUGUGGGGGACAUCAGUUUAGUUUCACUACAGGAGGAUCCCUUCAACACGUCGGUAGCAAAAAAUGUGUGAACACGAAAUCAGGGGUAUGUCAAACAUUUUACUUUUAACGGAUUUUUUCAAAGUUUAUCAGCGCAAGGGGCAAUGGUAGCUUUCUAUUACAUGCUCCUGUAAGGAGGAGUACAGGGGACUUCCAUGCCCUUUCUUGCUGCAUUCAGACCCUGGUAUAUGGUCCGAAACUGAAAACUAACAACAAUAAUAAUAAUAAUAAUUACGAUGAUUUCCUUUUUAAACGCGAUGAGGAUUUGAGCUUUGCAGCUUGUGGGGUCGCAUUUAUAUACAUAAAUGAAUAGAUGGUUGCCUAGACAAUAAUUUUAAGGUAAGGCCUAGAAAACUACCUUACAAUAUACGAUCGUAAAAUAAGUAUCUACAAUGUAAGGUCCUAUAAAAUGUUCAAAUUUAUGAUUAAUAAUUUACUUAGCUGAUGAUAUUUUUUAGCUGGAACCUUCUUAUAUGUAUCAACUGAACUUGCAGGCUGUAUCAAAACAGUAAUCUGUUGCAAAAUAGUUGAACUGCAGCGCUGCUGAAACAUUCAGUGUUAACAGUAGAAUAAUAAGGGACGAUCCAUUUUCGUCGCAUCCUGUUUGCAUAAGGGCGCCUAUAAACCCUCUCUUCCAGCUGAAUGAAUAUACUACAUUACUUGGUGGAUUUACAUGAGCCAAUGACAAGCGAUUAUGACUUAUUUAACUAUUAUUGUGCAACUGUUAUAUUUAAGGUUAUGCUUCCAGCAAAUUCAGAUGAAAUUGUUUUGUCCAGCAACUGUGAAAACAGUGCCGUCACCGUCAAUAAAGAACAUCUCAAGUUUAGCUUCAUACCAAGUAAGAUGUUUUUCUUUUGCAGCAAGUCAGGACAUUCGUGCAUUUCUGUUGCGCAUCUCUUCGUGUACGCACACGCUGGUCAAUAAUUAGCUGUGGACUUUUUUAUUGGAUAACUUCAUGUCCUGUUCAAUCAGUCUUAAAAGCCUUUGUCGCCUUUACAGUUGUUGCAAUGAGAUAGGAUAAAGGAAAAUCGGGCCAAUCAAUGUACGGCCAAAAGCAUAAAAUCGAGUAGAAUGUUAGAAAAGUGACAAAAGGCAGAAAGUAUUGAGAUUCUUUAUUGAUCAUGCGACAUGCAACACAAAAAAGAUAAAUUACCUUUCGUCUUAAUCAUCUCUUCACAGCUGAUCCUUAUAUUCACUUGGACAAAUGUGGAUAUUUUGACGCUGCCCGUCUCGACCAGAGAUUUGAGGUCAUGGAUGAAUCAAUUUUAAGCAUUUGUAGCAAGUUCUCCAAAAGUAAGUGGCAGAUGAAUUUAACGAAUUACUUAACGUUCUACCCCCUACUAAAUCUCGCCAAUAUCACAACGUAUUUCUCGCUCGAGAUGAAUGCCCUAUCACAUUUUAAAUAUCGAGGUGCAUCGUUCAAUUUUUUUUUAAUUGACAAAAUCAAAACUGCAGAAACCAGUAUUAGUAAGAUAGGUUCCGAGCGCUGUACAUAAAAGUUCACAGCAAAGAUCUCUUUUGUUUCAUUUGAUAAAACUUAUGGAGGUUAUUUGGAGCUUUUUAUCUGGCUUUUGGGUCAUUUUUUUGAAAACUGGUUUGGUGAGUACAACUUGUGUUAAUUCCCUUCUGGUUUGCCGACUAGAUCUUGCCUACAAGAAGACAACUGAGCAAUCAAGUACUAAUUACAACGGAUUCAGCAGCAGAGCUGUAGAUGAGGUGUACACACCUUACUAUGACAGUAAAUCGUGCAUGCACACCAAGAAAGAACAAAAUCCAUGGUGGAGAGUUGAUCUUGGACGAGAAUACAUUGUAACGGGUAUGUCCUGAUGUUUGUUGGAGUAAUGGCAUGUAUAGCUGUCUCUAGUGACAAAGCUCAUUGCCAUUGAUGGUUUUAAUGGUUAUUUCUCUACAUUUUUUUGAAGCUUUUAUAUCCGAAGUUAGUCCGCUGCCAUAAAUAAAAUUAAAUUCUCAGCUCCUCGAUAUGGUUUUGUAGGGAGCGGAGAUACUACUCCUUGAAGCCGCUUUCUCCAUGCUUCACCAUAGAACAGUCGUAAAUUAAAAUAAAUUAUCAAAAUUCUAAAGCACGAUUUCAAUAUCUGCCCCUUUUACCUUUCAGACGUGAUGAUCGUAAAUCGUUAUUACGACUUCGAGAAACUCACGAACUUUGAUGUCAGAGUUGGAGUCAACAAAGACAAUCUGCAGAACCCCACAUGUAGUGACCGCGUGAGGACUGUGGGCCAGGGACAAGCUCUGCGGCUUCAGUGCGAUCCACCAAUCCCUGGACGUUAUGUUUCUGUUCAGAUGUUUGGAGAAGGAGAACUUUCAAUGUGUGAAGUAACAGUUUACUCCAGAGUCGGUGAGUGUGUUGAAAUUAUUUAGUGAAGACAGGACGUAUUUUAAAGUUGACUGUACUAGUAAUUCACUAUUAAAAGCAGAUUUCUAGCUCACAGAUCGAUGUGUUUGUGUGCAUAGUUUUGGAAUCUUUCAGAAGGAUAAUGUGACAGCAGUGUUUUGAGGAAAAGAAGGACUCAUCUAGAAUAAAAUUACAAGGAUAGCACGACAUCAUGAAAUCUGAGUAUCUGGAUCAUCGCUAGGGUUGUAUAUGAUUAGUUCUAUUAUUACAUGCAAAGCCAUUGUGAUACCACGAAACUAUCGCGUCUAGAGAACUUGCCAAGAUUAUUUCUCUCUAGCAGAGUAAAUGAACCAAACAAAAAUCAGGGAACAACGUUUUUCUAUCUGCUUCAACCCUCAAGUGAUCAUCGUGUAUCCUCUUCUUGAAAUUCUAACACUCUCUGACAAACAAUUUGUAAGAAUAUGAAAAGUUGUAGUCUUGAAAUAAGUGCAAAAACUAUCUUGACUCAACUAAUCUACAAGUUAAAGUAUGUAUAACACUUAGCUGUGAGUGAGAAACAAACAUGCGGCUUAUGGAAAGCGAGUCAUACGGUUAAUGUAGGUUGGCUUUUUCUGAUUUUUUGGCUUGUUUUCGAAGAACUUAUAAAUCUAUCUAUUUUAUUUGUCUUUUCCACAUUUCCAGGUGUCAUGGCGGAUCUUUGUCAACUGGACAAUGGCGGCUGCUCACAGGUUUGUUAUAACCUGUGUAACCUGAAAGUCCAAUGUGGCUGUUGGCCUGGUUACACUCUGGCUUACGAUAGCAAAACAUGUAUAGGUGAGUGAGCGCUGUAAAACUACAAAUGAUAAAAGAUAAAAAGAUAAAACUACAAAUGAUAAAAGAUAAAAAUAAUCGUCAAAUAAUAGAUAAGGCAUAGGCUUAAAAAAGGAUGUUAUUGUUUAACAGCUUUGAGUUAGUUAGAUCCUCUAGAGCAAGAUUAUUAGAAUUAAUGAGAAUUUCGAACGUUUUAAAGCCUUUUCUAAAAACUCAACCAAUAUAGAAAAUAACCUCGGGUAUCCAUUGGCCGUCCGUUGAGGAACUCCUUAACAAGUGUUAGAUGCUUUAGGCUAUCUGCUCUUUCAUCUAAUUCAUUUCGGUGGAAACCUGCUCAUAGGUGCUAAAACACAGAGGCACGUGCAGGUCACUUUUUUUACGUUUUACGGCAAACAGAUACCCAAUUUUAGCAUUUUCGUAAAAUCUGCGUCCUAAGAAAUCAUGAGCGUCAAAUUAAUUUCGUUGGGUUGCACCUGUCCAAGGAUUUAAAUAUUCAUUCUUUUUUUAACCCUUAGACAAGGAUGAAUGUCAAACGAACAACGGUGGCUGCGAUAUCGCUAACGGACUGUGUGUCAACACUCCAGGAAGUUAUCAUUGCAGAUGUAAACUUGGAUACCAACUACAAGAAAACAGCGAAGUCACGUGCGAAGGUAAAAAAAAUCAUAUACAAUGUGCGUUAAUCGACUUUUAUUGUAACAUUAUGGACGCCUGAAGCAGGUAUCAAAGAUACUCGUGUUUACACAAGGAAUAAUGAAUUUGUAAACUGAGGCCGUUAGUAACGGCAUUCAAAAAUCGGAAUGGAGGAUUUCAAAGUUAAACGAUGUUUGAGUAUCAAAGGUGACAAUUUUCUCCUUCAAGUACUUUUUGAUUGAGAACCGUGAAACCAAAGCCAAAUUAUCCCAAUGGUUGAGAAGGAAGCGCAAGUUUUACUUGACCAAUCAUACAACGUUGCAAAACUGAAGCAAUCUUUACUUAGUUUGACCCUCGAAGGAAAACUGCAUUAUGUUGAUGAUUGAAUUUAUUUUUCUAUUAGAUUUCAACGAAUGUCAACUGAACAACGCGGGCUGUGAACACAUUUGUGCCAACAGUGAAGGCAGCUAUAACUGUGAUUGUAGAAAAGGGUUCAAACUGAAGGAUGAUAAAUUUGGAUGUGAAGGUAAAUUUGGGAUAAGAUCCUUGUUUGCAUUGGAAAAAAAACCAACAAGAAUACGUUAAUGCUUUUAGCAUUAUCACAAACGAUUCGGUUAAUGAUAAGCAUUAUGUAUUGAUCAGUGAUGGGUGGGUUGGGCGAAAGUUGGAAUGAAUCGAAGGUAUGCUUCUUUCUUCUUUUCGUUUUUUUUUUUUUUUUAGUUUAAAGCGGCACUUGAACCCAAGCGUGAAGCGUGUUUAAAGCUAAUGGCAGACAUGAAUUAUUGUUAGUUGUGUUGUACAGAUUUAAGAACUGGUUUAAUUUCAUGUUUACGAUCUAAGCAAUACAAGCGGCAGCUGCGUUUCGGGUUUCCUAACCCUAACCUCCCAAGUUUUCUAAACUGCAAAUGGCAAUUUCAACUUAGUGAGCAUUUCUGGCUUGAUCUUCUUUCCGUAGAUAUUGACGAGUGUGCGGAGGCAGAUCAGGGAGGCUGUGAAACGAAAUGUUCAAAUUACGAGGGUGGAUAUUACUGUACCUGUGAUGUUGGAUACAGACUAAGAGACGACGGAAAGACUUGCGAAGGUAAACACGAGUUGUGUUUCACUGAGCUAUAAUUUUCACAAAUCUUAUAGCCCCAUAUUGUCGUUUGUUGCUAUUUCUGUUGCUGUCGUUCAAUUUCUUGUUGUCGCGUUUUUCUUUUUUGUGUGGAUGUUAACGUACCCAUUAGAAUUAUUAUUGUCGUAAUAAAUCAUUAUCAUCAUCGUCAUCAUUAUCAAAAUCGUCCGUAUUCUUUCGUUUUCCUUGCCUUCUUUCUAAUUCGCGAUCGCUUUCAGGAAAAUUGCAGUUGUUAGUGCUAGAGUUACAAACCUAUCAAAUGUGUGGUACUGCCUCAAACUAGUAGCAGUUUGGUAGAUAUAGUGUUUAGCAAUUUUCUCUAUUCGUUACUAACAUAAUUCCUUUUUUUUCUUAUUCAUUUAUCUUAGCUCGUUUUAUGUUUAAAUACCAUGCAAAGAAAUGCUAUUAUCUUUAGGUUCAUACUGAAAAAAAAAAGUCGAAAAUUUCGAAGCGUCUCUUUUUUAAGGCCACAGGCAUUUAUAAUUUUAAGGCGUGAAAAAAGAAAUGGCCUAAUAAUGUAGGUCUGCUGAAGUAUACCAUUGUUAUCCGGGAAAACCCAGAACAAGCUACAAAUGUGACCAUUUCAUCUCAAAUUUCAUAUCAUUUUUAGAGAUCUACUGUCCGGCUUUGGAAGCGCCAUUCCGGGGCCAGAUCACACCAGAAACCUGCACUGAUGACAGAGAAAAUAUUGAGCGCAACACACAAUGCACAUAUGGCUGUGUGGCUGGGCACAAUCUUGCCGGUGGUGAUCAGUUGUUGACCUGUCAGAUUGAUGGUUUGUGGCAGGGGACUGUACCUUACUGUAAACGUGAGUAACGUAAAAUAGAAAUAAAUUUAAAUUUAGCGAUGGGAAUAUCCACUAGGCGGCUCUUCUUGUCCACUGUUUGGAGAUCAAAUUGGAAUUUGAAAUGUUGUUUUUUUUGUGGAGGGAAAAAAACAAGAUGGCCAGCGGAAAAACCAUCGGAGCAAGGAUGAGAACCCGCAACAAAAUCAACUUACAUGUGACGCCAGGUCCGGGAGUCGAAUCCUGGUCACAAUCUUUGAGCGCGUGGGAAUUUUCAUCUAGUGUGUUAACAAACAAUUUAUUAUUUUGUGGAACGGUUUUAGAAGUGUCCAGAAGGUUAUUUGCUCAGUGGACAUGAUGCUGUAGACAUUUUCUUGUAUUCUUCUGGUAGAAAUAUUAAUUUUUAAGAACACGUGUAAGCUGCUUGGUAUAGAAAUUAGAAAUUUAAGCUAUGUUAUAACGAUUAAAUUUACUAUGAACAUACUAGGAUACUAUAAUACCGCUAUACGUAUAAUUCUGACAGACUUUAAGUUAAGCAGUUUCCACAAGCAGAGAUGAAGGGCUCAGAAAAGCCGUGUUUAUUUCAAGGUAUCGGAGUUAUGUUUGUGCUGGCGUGAGCUAAGGAGAGUUCAUUGCAUUGAGCUUUCGAGAAGAAAUGAUCCAUAAGUUGGAAAUUCUACGCUACCCUCAGGUCAAACAUCCUUGCUCUUGUUACAGACCACUACAGGUCCGAGAACGAUGGCCACACUUUAACUUUGUUGCAUUUGAUUCAUCGUAUUCAACACGGUAUACUUCACAUCCUCGAUAACGUCAUUUCUUUUUAACUCUUCUCAGCGGUUACCUGUCCAAAGUUGACUGUUCCAGACAAUGGUGGAGUUAUACCAGCUUCAUGUUCGAAAACAGACAUCGAGUAUGGAAUACGAUGUGUCUUUUACUGCGACGACGGCUAUGCGCUCAGCGGUCCAAGGUACACCACAUGUCAGGCUGACCAGUCAUGGAGUGAGUUAGCGUCGUUGUCUUGUGUCAGAGGUAAGAAACACUUCUAUCUUAUUGCUAAUGAAAAGGAAAAAAUGCAUCGAAAGGAGAAUCUGCAAAGAGAGUUUCAAUAGCUAAAUAGGAAAUAUUGUUUGGCAGUGGCAUAACCACGGUCCAAGGGGCUGCGCUCCAUCCACUUAUUCUCGGUGGAACUUAAGAAUGGCUUAUUGGUUUUGUGGAGGAAGAAAACCAGAGAAAGCGGGGUAAAAUCUUUAAGCAAAGGAAGAUGCCCACUCAGCCCAUGAAACGACGUAAAAUUCAGGAAUCAAGCCAGCGCUACAGCGGGCGGAGUCGAGCGCUUUCACUACAAAAGAUGCAAUUGCACCGACAUGUCGGCUGAUCCAAGUGCAGAAUUAGUGAUCGGCUGGAAUAGAUAGCUGGGUAAAAUAUUUUUUAACAUUGCAGCAUGCUUGCGGGCUUGCGGGCUUGGAAAUAGGGGCUUAUUGCCAUGCUAUUGUUGGUCAAUAGCAUGGUGAUGCAACCAUUAGUAACUCGCAGAUUGAGUCAUGAUGAUCCUCAAAUAUUUAAAUUCCUUCUUUGUGAUUGCAGUUUACACAGAUCCAUGGAUCGCCUGUCCAAUCGACAGAGUAGAAGAUCUUGAUCCAGACAAGUCCACCGUGGUGCUUGGGUUCAAAUGGCAGCUUCCACGAACCAACAUGAGAAAUGUGACAGUGUCGCCUAGCAAUUACGAUGAAAAUUAUCCAUUCCCUGUUGGCAGACAUACGGUCACGUGGAUAGGAACCAGUGAUAGUGGAGCACAAAAGAGUUGUACUUUCCAUAUCACAGUGAACGGUAGGUGGAUUAUAGAUUUUUAGAAAGAGUUUUAAAGAUUUCUGAGUCGUGUUUUUUUCAUUAAGGCACGAGAUUUAAACUUAAAGAGAGUAUCCGAAUAGUAAGUUUGUCAGUUUGAGUUAGAAUGGAAUUUUUACGACUAAAGAAAAAAGAUUUAAUCUGUCCUCAAAAUUUUUUUUUUUAAUCCUUCCUUGCCCACAAUUUUUUAAGGGUUUAUUCUAAGUUAUGCGAUCCGCUGUCUGAUCAAGAUAAAUAAAAACAGAAGAAGUUUGGAAACAGUGCUGAACGACUCUGUAAUUCACAAAAUCUCACAUACUCUUAAGAUGACACAGUUUAUAAUCUCUUGUAGAUGACAAACUCGAACAAAGGAAACUACAAUCUUCUUAAUAACACAUCAGGAUAAAAACCAAUCUACCUGAAGAAAAAAGUUAUUUUGCCUGUAGCGAUAUGAAAUUGGUUACGGGAGGCCAUCAUUAAAUUAUUUGUUAUUGGUAUUUUCUUUCCUCCUCAUUUUAGAUGUGACCCCACCUCAAGUCCAGAACUGUCCUGCAAGCAUCGUAGAGCGUUCCAACUCCCUGCAAAAAGAUAUCUUUUGGACAGAACCAACAUUCACUGACAACGUAGAGGUGGCCACCAUUCAGUCAAAUCGACAACCUGGCUUUUCUAUGCAGACUUACACAUCACUUACUGUACAAUAUACUGCUUCAGAUGCUGCAGGAAACACUGUGUAUUGUACCUUUAACAUCACAUUAGAAGGUAAGUUGCACUGUGUUCCUUUAAAGAACCUCUGAAGGUCAGAAUGAAGACGAAUAAUGGGCAAUAACUUCAAUUCAAAACAUAUUAAAAUUAAAACUUCAAUUCAUAUGAAAUUUUGGCAGAAUGGUCUUUCUCUUUUACAAUAAUUUAUAACAUUUUCAAAGGGGAAGUAUGAUCGUUUGUCUCCAGACAUGGUCACUUCGGAUGAGGAUCGUAACGUUUCGACUACAUAAUGCUGGUCUUCUUCAGGCCAUGAGGUCGAUUGAAUGCGCGUCACCUAUAUACUGUUGUGCUCGGCUGUGAUAAGACGGAAUCCCAUGCCUGGAGUCAGAUCUGAACUUUGUUUAGGGGUCGUUUAAGGAACACUUUAGACGAAAGAAAAAAAACCAAAAACACAACACCAAAAUUGGUCUUUCAUUUGAGAGGUUCCAAAAAUGAUGAUUUUGCAAAUAAUGGUAUUAUUGAAAAGCGAUGGCAAACUGCAUGGAGGCUGCUCUGGAAGGUUCAAGAAGAAUUAUUCCAUCUUGUCCAACGGGUGGAUCACAGUGCGCAACAUACACGGCAGACUGACUCGCACUGCUCACUACAAAGUGGCUGUCGGUUCCAGGUUCAGAGAAGACCUCAAUGAACGUUCUGACUAUCCGCUUGGUGCUCUUAAUGUAUUUUUUGCCUACACCAAAACGCAGGGGCAGGUUGUCCGAAGCCCGAUUCGCAUUUAUCCCAAGUUAAAUUGCCUUAUUUCGAAUUUGUACGUCAAGAAAAAUUGUUUUUAUCCACUUUCUAGCAACUAGUCUAGCAACUAUAUAUUAACUGACAACACUCCUCGUUUGAUUUUUUUAGGUACAACUUGUCCCACAAUUCCUAAUCCUAAAAAUGGGUUAGCUUCUAAGCUUGGAUUGUUCCUACAACUCAGAUGCAACACUGACUACUUCUUCAAUCCAUACCCACCUGGACUGCCCGGGCUAUUCCAGAAUCCUUUCUAUAGAUGUAUAGAUAACAAGUGGGUGUCACAGAAUGACUUUGUGUCUAUCCUACAUCAAGCUCCGGAUUGCAUGAGUAAGUUUGCAUAGUAUUUUAUAGUUUAAUGGCCGCCCCCUGUGAGGGAAAUGUAUUUCCUUAUAUAGAGCCAUCACGAGUCUUAAUUUCGCAGAUUGUCGACCACAUAAAAAUGUUGUACAAAAUCUUUUACCUUCGGUUGAAUGAAGAACACACUCUGCAUGCUAGCCAUGCGCAAUAUGUUUCGUAUAUUUCGUGUUUGCACCAGUUCAAAAUCUCAUCGAAAAGUAUCUGCCUUGCAGAUCUCCAUAUUCAUUUCAAUAAAAAAUUGAGAAAAUUUGAGAACCUUACGCUUUUUUAUUUGUCAAUGUUAAUGGCAACAAUUUCCGGUAAAGCUUUCAGUGAUCUCCCACAACGUUUUUUUAUUUUGCGAAAAAUUCGUAACACAAAGACUUGCUUCACGAUAUACGGCGGUUUUGCAUGAAAGGGCAAGAUUUAUCAGUGGAAUAAUUGUAUGCAUAGAAACAAUGAAUGGCUUUACAUUUAACUUCAGACAUAAGGGAUCCGUUAUGAUCAAAAAUAGUAUGUGAUAAGGCAAGAUUAUAUUCUCUUGCAUGAGGUAAAUCUUGGGAUCUAACGCCAGGGCAGAAUUUUAUUCUGUAACUAAACACUAACUGCAAUUAAAUAUUAUUAUACAUGAACUGAGCUUACUGGCGAGUUUUUUUAUGUUGUUAACAGAAUACGUGAAUUACGAACAAGGUAAAGCUUGUGGGGAUGGCACAAUAUUAUUGGACAAUGUUAUUUGCUGUAAGUAUUACCGCACAAUAAAUUAAAGUAAUCGCGUGAUUAUCCAAGUCAGUGUUCAGAGGACUCCAAAUAAAACUUUUUCUCAUUAGCUAAUUUAAAAUAAACGGUAAAAUACACUUUAUAUAAGCACUUUUUCCAAAUAACGAGUUCUUUUAUAUUUGGCAGUGAAUUGUCCGCCUGGGAGCUUCGGAGACAGCUCCACAAACACAUGCAAAGACUGUCACUUAGGAUAUUAUCAAGACGAGGAAGGCAAGCCCGAGUGUCAGCCAUGCCCCAAAAAUUACAGCACUGCCAUCACUGGAGCUAAGAAUAGAACAGAUUGUAGACGUAUGUUCAUAAGAAUUUACUAUUUUGCCUUUUAUUUUCCUAGUUUGUGCUAUGCGGUCAGGGACUUUAGGGACUCAGUUACUUUACGGACUUGACGCCAUACUUUGAAAUCUAAAUUGACGGAAUAGUAGGUAGCGCGAUUCUUAGCUCAAAAACCAGGGCCCAGUUGUAUAAAGGGUGGAUAACACUAUCUAACGGAUUAAUCGCUAUCUAGAGGAUAAGUGAUAGCAAAACGUUUAGUGUUAUCCACCGGAUAGAGAUUUAUCCAGUGAAAAGCGUUAUCCGAUCUUCGAACAACCGGGGCCAGGCCUUUCUAUAUUGUUCCCCGAUAUUUCUUAUGAUCAGAAUUUGAAACUGUUUAAAUGAUGAAAAUGAACUCGGCAAACAGAUACCAAUUUUUCGGCAAUGGCUCCAACUGGACUUUCAGGAAACGGACUCCAGGUCCGAGAAAUGAUUGAAUUGGACUUAAUUGAGGAGGAAAAUGAAGAUCAGGAGUAAUGAUGAUCAUAUCUUCUAUUCAUCAUCGAAAAAAUUAUAAUGGGAUAUUGGCGCGUAGCUAACCAUAAUUUGUCCUCUUGCGCAUGCCCAACGUUAAAACGUUGUGUUGAUUUGGUAGUCACGUGCACUUGAUAUAACAACACUGGUUCAUUUUACACACAGUUAAAAGUACCUUGGCGAGUAAUGGUUUAAGGUGGGGUCUGCGACAAAGACAUUAGUUACAGAGCUGUUCCUCUGAAGCGGUGAAGUUGAAUUUUACACCGUUCGAUUUUUUUACAGCUAUCUGCAGACCAGGUAGAUAUUCAACUAACAAUGGGGUUUGUCCGUGCAAGAGGUGUCCUUAUGGAACAUACCAGGAAAUUGAACAGAUGACAUACUGCAAAGCUUGCCCGAUGGGAACUAAUACAACAACAACUGGAAGGACUUCCAUCGAUGAUUGUGUGGGUGAGUAUUAGACAUGUAGAGAGAAUCAGUUUGGUAAACUUUCAUUCGACUUGCGCUAUCCUAUCCACUGUUAUAAUCCAUCCAAUAUUUUCGGUCUUGCACGAGCGUUUUGUGACUCAAUUUACCCCAGCUGAAACUGGGGAAUAUCUGGUGAUAUUCCUCUAAUGAUGAUACCAAUUUCAAAACUUUGCGUCCGAUGGGGGUGCCACAUUGGAGCGAUACGAAACAUUUACCUACUCGCUACAUUUAAGUAAUAAAAUGAUUUUUUUUUUAUAAAAAAAGGUCUCUUACAUUUGUUCACAGCCAAAGCUCAAAUCAUUGGUACAGUGCCCAGUUCAGACUUCUCCGUCAAGGAAAAUGAUACUAUUUCUAUUGUUUGUAAUGUCGAUGGCAGUCCAGCUCCCACUGCUACAUGGACUAAGACCACUGGUGAGUUUUGCUCUAUACUAACAACUACUUUUUAUCGUAUGGUUGGGGAAAAGAAAUUUUUAAGGGGGGGGGGUUGCAUUGUUUUAGGGGGAACGGUGCUAACAGAGUUUAAAGGGGGGGGGCCUUAGAAUAUUGACUGCCGAUGAGGGGGGACAGUCAGAUUUUAUCUUAUUUUAUUGUGGCAUAGCCAAAAUCCUUUCACCCCCCUCCCCCACAGCCAGGUGAUAAAUAAUGACCGCUCCUAAAUUUCAAAUCAUUUACACACCAUAUGAGACCUUAUGCUCUUCACAGUGAUGUUUGAGAAAUUUACGUUUAUUAUUGAACUUUAUUUUCAAAACAUAGUGCCUGUUUUUGGUAUCCUUACAAAAUUUAUUAAAUUUAUUAUUUCAUUUUUCGGCCAAGAAAAUGCAAUUUCAAAUUUGAAAAGAACACCAUGAAUUUUUAUUGUUAGGUGUGUGAUGGGAUAUUCUCGCAGUCAAACCAGAUAUGAAGGGUUGUAGACUGCAAUUUUUACGAUGAGUUGUCUCGACUUAAAACGCCGCAGUUAACAACUGAGCUUGUUCAUUGUUGCCAUGAACGUAGAAACUUUCCGAGAGAUAAAUAAUAGACGGUGUCCGACGGUAUUUUAAAAGCACAAGCUUAAUUUUCGGUCACAGUAUUUGUUGCAAAUAUCUCACUAAAACUCUCGUAAAUUUUGCCUUCGAUUGGUAGAAUUACACGCGUGAUGACUGAGAAGAAUUACAGCUUGGAAAUUUUUUAUGCCGAACAUAAUGCACAUUUUUUAUCAGAUGAAACUUAACAACGACAAGUAGGAGUAAAAGAAGCGGGUGCGCAAAAAAGAGCGUAAGCCUCGCAAAGAGAGAACGAAGGUGCCAUUUUCCUGGAAACCCUGUUUUUCGCUUAUUGUCUCUUUCAGUCGUGUUCGUUGUUCGCAACCCCGCAACAGGCUCGAUUUCAAAGAGAUUACAAAGAGGAAAAAUAGUGAUAAAAUUUGCCAAAGUUCUGUUAACAUGAAUAUCUUUCGUAUAGGUUCUCCGCCUUCAUCGGACCGCGUAACAGUGAAUUACAUCUAUGACUUGGAAGCGAAGCUUACUGGUGUUGAGUACGUCAUAACUGCAGCGAUUGCCUCUGAUGCGGGAACUUAUGAGUGCAGGGCUUCCAACAAACUUAACGUGGUUACCAAAACGAUCGCCGUGUCUGUUACAUCUGCGGCUUGAGUCAGUGACUGACAAGGUAUGAAAUUAAUCGUUAACAUAUUAACUCUCAAGAUCUGACUUAAAGUUUUACCAACUUUUUGCAAUCCAUUUAAUUUUAAAUCAGCUGUGAGAAUUUUUUGACAAGUUCUGGUUGAUAAGUUUCCAUAUUCUCAUGACUGGGCUGUUAAAUAAAGCAGUGACAUUGUGUGGAGAAGUUACCUUGCAAGCCAUACAAAGAGUUGUAAUAACAGUGAAAAAGUUUUUAUGUUCUCAACAAGCAGCAAAUGACACACUCAACUGACCAUUCAUGUUAUUAGAGUAUGAUAAAGGAGUGGGAGCUGCUGUUGCAAAUUUUUAAAAAAGCUGAAGAUUCUAGAGUAAGGCCUUCCUCUGAACCAAGUAAAAGAGAAAUCUCCACAGCUUUUGCUUCGACGAAAUGCCAGCGCUGAAAAAAUCACCACCAAACUGUACCUGCAUUUAUCAAUCUCUAGUUGAAAUAAUUGAGGUGUUGAACAUUGGACAACCUCGUACUGAGGUGUACCCGGUGGUGAACACGAAAAAUCUGGGAACGAGCUUAUCCAAAAUGGUGGAAACGGUUGGAGAAUAAGCGCAGGUGUUCCCUCACUUCGAGGGAACGAACGGGAAGCCACUGUUUUAAUGAAGUUUUAUCAAUGUCUAUUUACCAAUUCGUUAUUCAUAAAUUCGUGACAAUCAGAUCCCUUCCUGAAUCAUGCUUGUUGGCGUAAUUUUCUCAAUUUUUCGUUCUUGUUUCAGUUUAACCUCGACUCGAGGAGAAGAUAUUAAAGAGGAUCAAGUUACAGUUUAAGAUUAGAAAACAUGUUAUUUCACUAA